GAGCGUAAAUGCGUUUAGAAUCUGAUCUUUAUCUUUUACGCGAUGGAAAUAAAAAAAAAAAAAAAAAAAAAAAAAAAAAGAAGAAAAAAUAGAAAAAAAAAAGAAAAAAAAUAGAAAAGAAAGAAGAAAAUAAUGUUACAAUUUCGUAGCUGAAAGCAAAAUACCAUUUGAUCGGCAUCGUUUGUCUGGUAAAUUAAAUGUCACGUCAGUUGUAUACCGUACGUCCACUCGCGUUCGUCGGUUUUUUUUUAAAAAUUCCUCCGUCUGCAAACAGGGCAACGUUGUGACGUUAUAGACGAUGAAAAAAGAUCCCUCGACAUUUUUUUGUUCCAAACAUUAAAGUUCUUAAUUUCUGGUUAUAAAUCGAACAUUCUCUAUUUUUCCUUCAUUGUCGGAUCGUCAUAUGUCUAUGUUUAUCUUCAAAUAUGACAAAUUUAUUAUUACAUUCUUUUCUUUUGAAUGUUGCCGGCAACGUUUUUAUCCCUAAUGGAAGUUACGAAAAAACGAUCGACGCUACGUUAAACAUCUUAAUGUCCUGUAGAGCAGUGACCGAAAAUAAAUUUCUAUUCGCCGGCGAAUAUACCGACGUUUUAAUUAAUCAUCGCCAUUUUUUCGGACAAACUACAAUAGCACUAGUGGCAGAAUCCAAAAAUUCGACUUUCGAUCCGUUCACUUUGGCUCAGUAUUCAUUUUUUAUUUACAAACAAACGUAUCAGAAAUUCGUAAAAUUUCUUUACAGACUUCGUAUAUUCGUCGUGAUUACUUCCUCCCAACCGAUUCUUAAAUUGACCUUGAAAAGAAUAAAGGAAACUACGUGGGCUAAUAACUAUGGAUAUUAUAUUCUAAUAGAUAAGAAGACAGCUAAACGUGGUUGUGAUAACGCUAAAUCGUAUCUUUGGACAGCUUGGCAAUUUGAUAUUUUAUAUUCGAUAUUUAUCUGCGUUGAUCCUGUCGAAGGUGUUCUACUUUAUUCUUACGAUCCUUAUACAGGUGAAACGUCAAAUAAUUGGAAGGAGAUCGAAAGAAUAUCUGGACGUAAUGGACAUCCUUGGCUUUUACUUCAAAAGAGAUAUGACAAUGAAUCAACAAUUUGUGAAUUUAAAGAAAUUAAUCGAGUCAAUACAUUUCACGGUUACGAAGUAAGAUUGUGCGCGAUAAAUACACCACCAUUUUUAUAUAUACAGAAUAAUAUCACCGGAUUGGAUAGAUUUAAAGGAUAUGACAGCUUGAUAGUACAAACGAUUCUUAAAAAGCUUAACACUACUAUAAAUAUAACGGUAAAGAAUCUUAUGUUAGGUGGUAUCGAUAAAUAUGGAAGUAUGACAGAUUUAUUAGAAGAAGUUGCAAAUGGUAUUUGUGACGUAGGAAUGAAUUCCAGAAGUUUCACCAUGAUGUGGCAUCUGAGUUAUACCUAUCCACACGAUGAAUCUGGUUUAUGCGUUAUGUCUCAAGCAAGUGUCGAAGUUCCGGAGUUAAGAAAAUUUAUGAUGCUUUUGACGCAACCCUUCAUGUUAGGCAUGUUGAUAUUCUGCAUAAUUACUCUUCUGAUCAUGACGAAAAUCGAUGGAUUCUUUGAAGCCUUCUUAAAUGUAGAACGUUUGGUAGUAUGCGUCGCCAUAUUGCGCCCGCCAAAAAUAAAUUCUUAUAGAAUUUAUAUCUGUAUGAUAUUUAUACUCUCCUUAACCGCAAAUGCCGUUUUUCAAAGUCAAUGGUAUACAUUAUUAAUGGUGCCUCAAUUCUAUUCGAACAUUGACACUUACGAUGAUCUUAAGGGUUCUGGAUAUGAUAUAUACGGGACUAUAAGUUUCAAAGAUUUGGUCGGUGAAGAGUUGGAAUCUCGUUUUCAUGAAUCAUCUUAUUUUGAUUGCUUUGAGAUAGUUAAAAAUACAAGCAACUCUGUAUGGAUAUCGGAAUGUCUUAAUAUACAUUACAGAUUAAUAAACGAAACAAAUCUGUACAUUUCGAAAUCUAAAAUAAGAGAAUUCGUGGCAUCGUUUAUAGCGAGAGAAAAUUGGCCGAUCUUCAGAACGUUCAAUAAAUAUUUGCAAAGAUUAGUUGAAGCUGGUCUGGUCUCUAUGUGGAAAAAACAAACUAUCGCGUUUUUGCAUCAACAAAUGCAAUUGAAAAUAAUGAGCUCGACCGAAUUUAAAGUUCUUAAAUUUAAACAUCUUGAUUUUAGUUUUUAUAUACUUGCAAUAGGCAAUGCUUUUGCUAUUUUCGUUUUUCUCAUGGAAUUGAUGGUCCAUCGAUAUCGUAACAAUAUCAAUGGGAUAAUUAAAAAGAAUCGUUUGUUGAAAUCAAAUCGUGCUAAUUGUUUCAAAAAAGUUCCGUCGAUAUAAAUAUUAAAAUUUUACUUAUUAGCUUUAAUCUUGAUGUUUCAAAUUGAUUCUUUUUUUUCUUUUUUUCAUUUCUCUUUCUUCUUUUUUCUUUUUUUUUUUCUUUUUUUAACAAUCUAU
Messenger RNA from Vespa mandarinia (Asian giant hornet), 2456 nucleotides. RefSeq lists its product as uncharacterized. The record is from RefSeq and is a predicted model, not a curated record. Lineage: Eukaryota; Metazoa; Arthropoda; Insecta; Hymenoptera; Vespidae.